AUGAGCGGUGAAGACGCCGGGGAUAUGGUCGAAGAAUAUCAGCAGGCUUACAUGUCAAAGGAAAAGGGUGGUCUAAAACAUGCAAUCUCUGCCAUGCACUCGGCUAUUAGCCAUAUUCUGAAGUUUCCAAGCGUCGCCCCCGACACAGGGACAGAUUUACCUGAACACCGAUCGUUCUUGUCCAGUGAUACCUGUUGGUUCGUUUUCCCUCACAAACUAGUCCAGUAUGUUGAGAACUUGCACGUGCAGGAUGAGAGCGCCUCGGAGGUAGAGGAGGACGGUGAGAUCGGAAACGUGACUGGCGACGAUGAUGAGGAAGAUGGGUCAAUUCAUGAAAGGCUUGAGGCUCUUAUUGCGUCUGCUGAUGAAAAUGAGGUUUCUUCUGCUGAUAUGAAUGGUGUAACGCACACGGGAUCGCGCAUGUUUCGAUUGAACGAUGGGAAGAUGGUCGUGGUUACUCAAUCGGAUUCGUAUUGGCAUCGCGGAAAAUGGUUUGCUGAUUACUCGCCUCUGGAAUUUGAAAUGAUAGUUGACCUUUUGCCUCGCCGGGAUUGCAAAAGAGAACCAUCGUCGCGUGGGCGUCCUAAACGACGAGGGUUUGAUCUGUCUCCAAGUCAUCCAUUAGCCCCGCACUACCAAGGGUUUAUCCGCGCGAAAUUCAAAACCCCAAUGCUAGGAGGUACUCCGCCGCCGCCGCUAGCAAAGAAUGGCCGGUCUUCACCUGCACUAAGCAAAUAUCUGCUGUGUUGGGGUCUUGGCAAUCCGAAAUUGGCACCUGAUGUGUCCUCGCACGAGUUAAUUCGCGUAUGUAAGAGCUGGAAUUCAGCAUCUGCCAGCUUUCUGAGUAGGAAGCGAUAUCAAUAUCUUCACAACGUUUUGAAGAAACGGAGCCGCUCAUCCACAAAUGAGAAGACUUGCUCUGAGUGGAGGAGUCGAAAUUGGGUCAUACCGGCCGAAGGUCAAUCGACGAAUAAGAAAGGGCAGGAUCACGAGGACACAAUAGAACACGAAACUCCGCUAGAAGUUUGUGCUGAGGAGCUGUUCAACCUGAAGGUGGCUGCAUCAGUGGCGAGCGCGGUCGAAUCGCUCAGAAAAGAUUUUUGGUCCGUUAUUCCAAGUGAUGUUGGUGGCACCACUCAAACAGAGUCCACUUGCGAUCCAAUUUUUCAAAGCAACCUUGAAGAGGGACGGAGCCUAUCGCAGGUUGCACGCUCGAUAAAUGCGAUGAGACCGCAAGGUGAUUCUCGUCCGAUGUUGGGUCCAAACCUGGCUACUGGAAUUUCUGUACCGUCUGGAAGCGCUUUGGAUAACCUUGAAGGUGUGAGCCAGGAUGCAUCUGAACGUGGCAAGUGCUCUCCUGAUCAACGUCUAGUGUUUGACCGCGUAGUACAGAGUAUUGACGGGGAUAGAAAACUUCGUCAGACACUAACGCUUUUACACGGCGGCGGCGGAACGGGAAAAUCGACUUUGAUUUGUCGCAUUGUGACAACGUUGGCAAGAUAUGGUAUCGAAACAGUGAAUACAUGUCCUACCGGAGUUGGUGCGUUGCACCUGCAGAAAGGGAGAACGUUUCAUUCUGCAUUCAAAGCCGCGCGAGAUGUUCUCAGUGUUAAUAAUGUGGAGUUGUUAAGCUUAUCAUUUACUGAUCGAGUGUGGCUUAUCGUUGUUGAUGAGGUGUCGAUGCUCUGCUCCGCGUAUUUGCUACUUCUCGAUACAAGACUGAGAGCAAUAUACCGUAACAACCUUCCUUUUGGAGGACGUUCGGUCAUAUUGUGCGGUGAUUUCUUACAACUGAAAGUUACAUCGGGGAUAGCAUUGUGCAAAAUGUUUUAUAUGGAUACGCGAUCUAGUGCGCAGUUGAGUGCCCGUGCACUGUUCCGCAAGUUUCAAACGUACUUUUUGACUCAGCAGCAUCGAGCAGCUAGCUGCCCAAUCCAGCAAGCGAAUCUGGAAUCGUGUCGCGUUCUCCCUGCUGCUCGGCCAUCUGGGGAUAGUUGGUCGGCUCUUGAAAAGCAGACAUUUCGACCGGUAACUCAGCAAGUGGUUAAGAGUGUGACGACGGAGCUUGACAUCGACACUGUAAAACAAGACCCCGGUUGGCUUGAUGACAUGACAAUUUUAGUCACAAGCAACUUCGACAAAGCUGUCUUAACGGGUUGUACGGCUCGGCUCUAUGCGAAGAGGCAUCGACAGCUGUUAUUUCGUUGGAAACGAGAACUAAAACAAGAUGUUUCACCCGAACUGGAGAGAAUGGUCUACGACAAAGAUGCGAACCCGGAACUGUUUGCGUAUUUCGUAGCUGGGGCACCUGGCCAAGUACUAGAUAACAAUAACGACAACGUUAGUUGGGGUGUUGCUAACGGAACGUCGUGUAGGAUGCAUUCGUUAGCCUGGGAGGACCGCUUGAAGCGCGACCAAGUGAGAAGGAUUGUGGAUGAAGCUCGGCUCAUCACUUCAGACGUUAUCGACUUGUCGUUCCCUCCCGAUUUUAUUAACAUCCAGCUUGUCAAGGUCGAUGGAGAUCUCCGAACGGAUGAAGAUUGGCCGUGCGAGAACAACCUUGAAUCGGAAUUUGUUGAAACGACGUCAGGGCGCUCCUAUAAGAAAAGUAUCAUUAUCCCCGUAGGCAUCGCAAAAAAUCCGCAGCGUAAAUCGACCGUUAAGCUUGGAUUCGGAGUGUUGGACAAACCCGUCGAGAUGGAGUUCAUUCAGCAUGCAGUUGAUCAAGCUCAGGUGAUGACAGUGUGGAAAGCCCAGGGUGCCACUCUUAAACGAGUUGUGCUUAAUCUCGAGCCGAUCCGCGCAACCGCACCAAAAUGGAAGUUCGAGCAUAUUUACGUUGGGAUGUCUAGAGUGACGUCCGUGUCUAAUCUGCGGUGCAUGCCAUUGACCGGCGCUUUUCGGCUUAAUCGCUGCGGAAUCUUCGACCAGACAUUUUCACGACUAAGUGGAGAUUUGAUAAUCAAUAACACGAACUUGGGGUUUAUUUUUUAUUAUAGAUUUCAUAGUGGCAAUGUUGGUCAGAUAUGA
This is a messenger RNA of Phytophthora nicotianae INRA-310, 3030 nucleotides long. RefSeq lists its product as hypothetical. The record is from RefSeq and is a predicted model, not a curated record. Gene Ontology annotation, molecular function: DNA helicase activity. Gene Ontology annotation, biological process: DNA repair; telomere maintenance. The transcript has 2 exons. The coding region runs from base 1 to 3030 and encodes 1009 amino acids. Lineage: Eukaryota; Oomycota; Peronosporomycetes; Peronosporales; Peronosporaceae.